AUGCCGCUCAGAGAAGUCUUUGUUUUUCUGACACUUGGAAUCUGUCAACGAAAUGGAGAUGCUUGUGCCUUACAUUUUGACAAACAUUAUGGUGGCCUCUUUGCUGAUUGUAAUGGAAGAAAACUUCAGCAUGUCCCACAAGAUCUUCCCGCAAAUAUAACUGCUCUUGAUAUCAGUGAAAAUGAUGUCACAACAAUGACAAAGUUUACAUUUCUGAAGCUGAAAAAUCUCACGUAUCUAAACCUCAACAUGAACCCACUGUCAAAGUUGGAACCAGAGGCCUUUGCUGGCUUGUUUAGUCUUACCACACUCCUUCUUGCUCGGAACAAAUUAAGUAAUGACAAACCAUCAUUUCCAGAUGAAGUCUUCCGUGACCUUGUGAGUUUGCACACUCUAAAUCUUGAAAAGACUGAAAUGAGCUCAUAUCCGGAUUGGGUGUUUCCUCCUCUCGUCAAGCUCCACAGUCUGUAUAUCGACUCAGUUCCUCAUCCUUUGUUUGGUCCAGGAUUCUCCAACCUAGCAAAUCUGAAAGAAUCGUUAGGUGUAAGCAGCGUUUUCAGUACUCUAACAUCUUUAGAAUAUCUGGAUAUUUCACUUAAUGACAUCAGAUAUUUUCGACUUCUUUCAGUUCCUGCAAACAUUAUUCAUAUUAAUCUAUCUCAUAAUCAGUUUGAAACUGUUCCCAUUGAAACAUUUGAUUAUCGAAGUCUUAACCUUAUUGAUAUAUCAUUCAACCUGAUUGGCCAGAUGGAUAGAGAUACAAGAUUGAAACUUGACUUAUCCGCGGAAAAGAACAAUCUCAAACUAAUUAUCAAAGGAAACACCUUUUCGUGUAGCUGUAGAAAUCUAGACUUCAUUCUUUGGUUGGUGGAUACACCUGUCAUUUACGAGAAUGACAGGAACUUCCCUUGCAUUCUUGAUAAUGGCACAAUGACAGGAACUGUUGACGUAGCCAAACAGUAUGAAAGCCUAUAUCACUACUGCACGGGCAAAUUAAUCCUUAAUCUCACAAUCACAUUCUCAGUAGUCAUUUUAACAGCAAUAGUUGCAACAUACACAGUCUCCAAGAAUUCAGUACGUUAUCGCAAUAUUGUGCUGAGAAUAUUUGGAUUAGGCAUCCAAUAUUUAACACCAAAAGAUUUUGAUUUCACCUUCUAUGUCGGAUAUUGCGAGACUGACAUUCCAUUUGUCUAUCACAAACUGCGACAUGGAUUAGAACUGUGUAGUCAGCCUGUGCGUCUGUUCCUGAAGGAUCGGGAUGUUCUUCCAGGUGUUCCUAUCGCCGACGGUAUUAUUUGCGGUAUCACGUACAGCUGGAAGUCUGUUCUGGUGAUUUCAGAUGACUUCCUUCAAGAUUGUUCUCAGUGGUCACAAUUUACCAUUGAUGCAGCACUUUACUCGGUAACGGAUCUGAUUCCUAACCGGAUCAUUGUGCUACUUGUGGGCCCCGUACAGGUGGAGGACCUGCCUGAGCGUCUGCUGAAUGUGGUGGAAGAGGAGUGCAUACUACGUGUAGAGGAUUAUCAACAUGGGGAUGUUAAAUUAUGGAAGGUUCUGAGGGAAAUUGCCAAAGUUUGA
Haliotis rubra (blacklip abalone) is the source of this 1578-nucleotide messenger RNA. Its product is annotated as toll-like receptor 8. Gene Ontology annotation, biological process: immune response; toll-like receptor signaling pathway. The transcript is spliced from 2 exons. The record is from RefSeq and is a predicted model, not a curated record. Gene Ontology annotation, cellular component: membrane. The coding region runs from base 1 to 1578 and encodes 525 amino acids. Gene Ontology annotation, molecular function: protein binding; transmembrane signaling receptor activity. Lineage: Eukaryota; Metazoa; Mollusca; Gastropoda; Lepetellida; Haliotidae.